GGGGCGGCGGGCGCGGAGCAGCGCUGGGAUGGAGCCGCCGCGGGGCCCUCGGCCAGCUCAGCCCACCCGCCCCAUCCCUGCUGCUGCUGGACCAGGGCCAGCCGCCUUCCCCUGAGGCCAUCUGAAGGAAGCUGGCGACAGAAGCGUCUUUUUUAAGAUGACACGAACGGACCCACCUGACAUCCUGGUGUCUACGGUGUACCAAGACAUAAAGGUGGCCUCCGCAGCCCCCGGGGAUUCCAUUGUCCGCCAGCCCCUGGCGCGAUGUGACGCCUCCAUGUCCUCCUCCCUGCCCCGCGACCCGCAGCCCUUCAACAAACGCCACUGCCGGAGCUUCGACUUCCUCGAGUCGCUGGACGAGCCGCUGGGCGCUCCUCCAGCCAUGGAGCGGCCAUGCCCACAGCCCGGCAACCCCGAGCCCACCCCAGGGCCCCCAGGGCGGCGCGUGCCCCCCAAACCGGACCCGUACGGCAGCAGGGCCCCACCACCGGCCAGGGAUGCUCCGCGGGGCGAGCCGAAGCGGCGGGCCCGCUCCAAGAGCGCGCCGCGGAUGAAGCCCUCCUUCACGCCGGUGCCCAUCGCCGUCUCGGCAUCGCCACCCCCGGCCCGGCGCGGACGCGAAGCGCUGCGGGUGGAGCGGGGGCCGCCACGUGCCGAGCCGUCGCCGCGCCGCGAGAGCCACGUGCCGCUGCGAGCGUUGGCCAACGAGGUGCAUCCCAUCAAGCUGCAGCCGCAGCGCAGCAGCGUCAGCCGCAUCUCCCCGCUCUGCGUGGGCAGCAACUGCUUUGAGGAGGGGCCGGGCGCCAAGGUGGGUGCCAGCCCCCACGUCAAGUGCCGCGUGGACAUCAAACCGGAUGAGGCGGUGUUGGUGCACACCGCGCGCAGCCUGCGGGCCGCGCAGAGCCGGCCGGAGCCACCGCAAUGGCCCCGCGCCCCUGGGGCCGCCCGCAGCCUGGCAGUACCGGGCAGCAGGCAGGUGUCCAUGUCCCGCACACCCACCCCCAGCGACUCCUACAGCGGGGACCCCCCGCUCCUGCCCUACCCCGCUGAGUACUUUGAGGCGGAUCCACGGGCGCUGGCGUACCAGACGGUGCCGGUGCCGGCCUCACGGGAAUUCAGGGAGUACCCCGAGAGGGGCUGCAUGACCUUCUCGGCGGCCGGCGUCCCCACCAAGUUCUUCUAUGCGGAGGAGCCGGUGCGGUGCCCCAGCCCCGCCGUGCCGCUGCGGAGCGCGGGCUACGCCAGCUACCCCUACCCUGUGCGCCACGGCCCCCCGCAGCACUUCUACGUGGAGGACCCGGCCAGGGCGGGCGUGCAGACUGUGCCACCGCGGACGUUGUACGUGGAGGAGGCACGGGGCUUCCCCAUGCAGGAGGCACCUGCCCACGCCUUCUACAGAGAGGAGCCCCGUUUCUACACCCCGCGCAGCACCCCCGUCAAGGCCCUGUACGCAGAGGAUGCCCGGACAUACCCAGCACUCGGCUCCUCAGCCAGGGUCUUCUACGCUGAGGACUACGGGAAGUACCGUGAGCGGGAGGUGCUCUCUCGAACGUGCCCCCCUCCCCGUAGCACCCAGCCCUUGCACUUCAGCGACUGGUACUGCCCCGAGCGGAGUGCGCUGCCCUACCAGAGCUUGCAGGUGUCACGCUUUGCCCCACAGCCGGCCGGGCGCGAGGCCAUGCUCUCCUCCUGGCACGCCAGCUACAGCACAAACCCACCACGGCUGGGCCGGGACAGCCAGCACUACUCCAAGUCCUGGGAUAACAUCCUGGCACCGGCGGCACGCAGGGAGGAGGCCCUGCAGCGCGGGCGCAGCUACGAGAACCUGCUCGUCCAGGAGCAGCACCGUGCCUUAUCCCCUGACGAGCGCCGGCAGCCAGUGGUGAUCAACCUGUCGAGCUCGCCCAAGCGCUACGCUGCCCUGUCCCUGUCGGAGAGCUCCAUCCUCGAGCGGGUGCACAGCGACAGCGGCCGUGGCCCCCUGGGCCGUUCCUGGUACGUCACGCCAGAGAUCACCAUCACCGACAACGACAUCCGCGCCAAUGGGAUGGGCCGCAGUGAGCGGCGCUCGGCCAGCUGGGACGUGCUGGAUGCAGGACGGGAGCAGACGCCCUACGCUGCGCCCUACGCCCCGCAGCCUGUCCCCAAGGAGAGUGGCUCAGCGCGCCAGCGCAGCCUGGAGCAGCUGGAUGAGCUCAUCACCGAUCUCGUCAUCGACUACAAGCCGGCACCGGGCCACCGUGCAGGGGACAGAGACAGUUUGGCUGAGCAGCUCAAGAAGCUCCUGAGCAGCAGCGCGCCAGGACCACCUCGACGGGGUGAGGGGAGGAAGGUUCCCCCCAGCGUGCCUGAGAGUUUCCGGCCCACGAAGGAGCAGCCGGGUCCCAGCUCUUUUGGCGGCGCCCCGCGCCCACAGCCUUCCCCACCAGCCAGCAGCACCUUUGAGAAGCCUCUGGAGAACUGCUCGCCUGACCUGAGCGCGGAGGAGGAUGACAUGAUGAUGUGCUCCAAUGCCAGGUGCCGGCGGACGGAGACCAUGUUCAAUGCCUGCCUCUACUUCAAGUCGUGCCACAGCUGCUACACAUAUUACUGUUCCCGGCACUGCCGCCGCGAGGACUGGGACACGCACAAGGAGAGCUGCGUCUACGGCCGCGUGGGCAGCGUCUGCCGCCACGUGCUGCAGUUCUGCCGGGAGAACACCGAGGUGCACAAGGCCUUCUCGCGCAUCGCCAAGGUGGGUUACCUGUCCCGCGGCCGCGGUGUGCUCUUCCUGGGCUUCCCCAACUCGGGCUCGGCUGAGAACUUCCUGCAGUUCGGGCUGGAGAGCCUGCUGAUGUCCCCCACCUACCUGUCCCUGCGGGAGCUGGAGAGCUACUCGGACAACCUGGGGGAGUACGCCCGGGAGCUGCGGGAGACCGGCAACCAGUAUGACCCCGACGAAUGUUUCCUCUUGAAUGUAACCGUGGCCGUGGCUCAAAAAGUGCCCGAGAGGCCGUCUCCAAAGGUGCAGGUGCCGACGGUCAGAAAAUACGCCAAGGUGGCCUUAGCCUCCUCCAGCCCCGAGAAGAAGAUCCCAAAGAAGGAGAGGGAUAUGGAGACGUUGAUCCUGACACCGCCACCCGGCACGGCGGACAUCGACAAGGAGGGUGAGGAGGGCCGCAAGGCGCGGGAGGUUUGCUUCAUCAACAUCCAGCGGGAGCUGCGCAUCCGCGGCGUCUUCCUGCGGCACGAGUUCCCGGCCAUCUACGAGCAGCUCUGCGAUUUUGUGGAGAGCAACAAGCGCUUCACUCCCACCACCAUUUACCCCAUCGACAAAAGGACAGGCAAACAGUUCAUGUGCAUGAUCAUGGCCGCCUCCGAGCCCCGCACGCUGGACUGGGUGGCCAGCCCCAACCUCCUGGACGACAUCAUGUGAACGUGGCACUCGGACCCCAGCAGCCCCGCGGUCCCUCUGUAGAUAGGCGUUUUCCCGGCGGGGCGGUGGGAUGGGCACCCUCUGCUCCCCGGGGAGGAGGCCGAGGGUGGUGGGGGGGAUUACCGGAGCCGCCGGGUGCCGGGGCGCGGCGCCAGCAGCAUCCCGCGGGUCUCCACGUGCCGCACCGCAGCACCCCGCACCCCGCUCACACCCGGGGCCCGGCGCGGCGCAUCCCCCGGCCGGCACCCUCCCCUGGCGGGGCCCCGCAGAGCGCUGCUGGGCUACAGCAGAUGCUGCCUGGGGGACGGCGAGGCUCCGUGGGGCCGGGUGGGAGCGGGGCUGCGUCAGAUCUCUGUGCUGUGCAGUGCUGUGUCCUGAGUGUGGCACCGUGUGUGAGCCGCAGGGGCGGCCCAGAGCCGGGGCAGGGACAGGGCUGGGGGGGGACAGAGCAGGGACAGAGCCCGGCCCCGUGCCGGGCCCUACCUGGAGCAGGGCCCCGCCCUCCGACCGGCACCGCUGCCCCGUUCCGCGCGGCCGGUUGCAGCUCCGGUACCGCCGCGGGUCUCGGGGCUCGGGGCGCGGCCUGCCGCACCGCACCGCGGGACCGGCGC
Messenger RNA from Lagopus muta (rock ptarmigan), 4026 nucleotides. RefSeq names its product apical junction component 1 homolog (gene AJM1). Gene Ontology annotation, cellular component: apical junction complex; plasma membrane. The record is from RefSeq and is a predicted model, not a curated record. Gene Ontology annotation, biological process: cell-cell junction organization. Lineage: Eukaryota; Metazoa; Chordata; Aves; Galliformes; Phasianidae.